Molecule: messenger RNA, 966 nt
Organism: Acaulospora colombiana
Lineage: Eukaryota; Fungi; Glomeromycota; Glomeromycetes; Diversisporales; Acaulosporaceae
Source: the annotation of a GenBank genome assembly
CACCAACACCACCAUGGUCGAGCACCAAAAGAUCGAGCACCAAAGAUCGAAACCAAGAGUCUUGUUGGCAUGGCCAAUAUAUAUAUCAGUUGACUUUCCACUGGCCCGAAUCAAACGCGGUCCCUCCGUUUCUGGAUCAACUCCUUCACACAAGAAAUCCCAGAAUGCCACAACAUCGUAUAUGUCGCUGUUCAUCCUGCUCUUCAACGACCAAUGGCUUCCGAAUUCUCAGCGAGGCGAGAUUUCACAGUCAUGCAAAUUUGAUUGCCGAGCCACCAACUCCAUUCGAAGAGAUAGUCAAAGAGUACCAAUCGUAUCGUCAGCAUGAUCUAGUUACCAGCAAACUGGUGUUCAGGAAAGACCUUAAUACCCAUCCAUCAACCAUAUCCGCCAUGCUUACAGAAGAUCUGGAAAACACUUUUCUUGUUCGAUAUGAACUAUGGCAUCAAAAUGCAAUAAACAUCAUACAGAAAUCUCCUUGCGAGAUCGAUCAUGAUGAAAUCCUCCAAAACCUCUUAGAUCUCUAUUCAAAAGUUUUGUCAGCAGUCUUUGAGGAGUCCCGGAAACGGCAAAAUCAUACAUCCAAAGUUCGUUCCAGCUCCGAUCAGCAUUUAUCCGUGCAAGCUAGGCAAUUCAUCAUUACAAGCAUCAGUCAAUAUCAGGAACCAAAGACGUUGGCGUUCCUUUCCCCUUAUCCAGACCAUGAGCUUUCCUGUCGUCCCGCACUUUCCUACGAUCACCUAGGCCUAGAUCCCAAAAAUUGCAUUAACCGCGACACUAUCGAUCAUUUAGACUGGUUAAAUGCAACGCUGUGCGAACUAGAAGAGAAUCAAACAUUACCAAGCGCUGAGCGCCGCCGUAUGGUCUUGGGGCUGGGUGAACAUUACCGGAAUGUAAUCUCUUUCAUAGAAGCUAAAAGGCUUCAAAAAUCUUGUCCAGAAGCGAACAUUCGGGCUAUAAUCACCA